AUGAACCCAGGGAAAGGAGGUGGUCGUUGGGCCGGACGAGAAGGACAAGAUUUUUUGUCGCAAGUCGUCGAGUCUUCGUGCGUGGAUUACGCCGGGAUACACGUUUGGCCGGACGCCUGGGACGUCGAAACGCCCGAGUUUCAAAAGCAAUUCAUUUUGAACCGAGCGAAACUCGUAAACGGAAAGAAACCAUUCGUUUUGGAAGAGUUUGGUAUCAUCGUCGGGAAAUCACCGGAAGAGAGAAAAGAGGACAUGAAGAAGCGAGACAUGUAUUUCAAAAAUGCGUUCGAAACGACCGAGAAACUCGCCAAGGAGAACAAAAUCAGCGGCUCGAUGUUUUGGCACUUUUACGAUGAAAAUGUCGGCCCUGGUCGGUUCGGCGUUCGAACGAGCGACGCGUCGACGUGGAAAAUGAUUGAAAACCACGCCAAGUUUAUGGCUCGAUUGAGUGGAUUGCAAACGAGUUGCCCCGUCGCCGCGGAGAACGACGUUUCUACUCAAUCUUCUUCGUAA
Bathycoccus prasinos is the source of this 513-nucleotide messenger RNA. RefSeq names its product cellulase. NCBI's taxonomy places the organism in Eukaryota, Viridiplantae, Chlorophyta, Mamiellophyceae, Mamiellales, Bathycoccaceae. The coding region runs from base 1 to 513 and encodes 170 amino acids. Gene Ontology annotation, molecular function: hydrolase activity, hydrolyzing O-glycosyl compounds. The transcript has a single exon. The record is from RefSeq and is a predicted model, not a curated record.